This is a messenger RNA of Metarhizium album ARSEF 1941, 1017 nucleotides long. RefSeq lists its product as uncharacterized. The transcript has a single exon. The record is from RefSeq and is a predicted model, not a curated record. The coding region runs from base 1 to 1017 and encodes 338 amino acids. NCBI's taxonomy places the organism in Eukaryota, Fungi, Ascomycota, Sordariomycetes, Hypocreales, Clavicipitaceae.
AUGAAGUCUGCUGUUGCUACACUCGGCCUGUUGGCCGCUGUUGCCUCGGCUUACACGCCUGGCCGACGCCAUCUGCACUUCCCUCGUGCCAACACGACCGACAACAUGACCACCGUCACUGUCAAGGCCACCAAGGUUCAAACCAUUACGAGCUGUGCCCCUACCGUCACCAACUGCCCGGCUCGUGCUAGCGAGAUCGCUAAGCUGCCAGAGGCUCAGAGGAUUGUCACCACCGUCACUGACACAACUGUCCUGACCGAGAUUGUAUGCCCCUUGACCGAAGCCGACAGGGUCUCCUCCUCGGUUAUGGCACAGGCCUCCGCCGGUAGCCUUUCUGGUUUCAUCUCACAUCCCUCCUCCGCGGCCGAACAUGUUGCAACUACGCUUCCCGCCAAUGCCACUGCCCAGCCAGGCGCAAGCUCAAGGACUCUGACCAUGACCCUUGGAGUUGGCAACACCGCUUCUCGUGUCACCACUGUCGUUCCCGUCACUGGUUCCGAGCCCGUCGUUCCUGGAUCGCAAACCGUCGCGCCUAUUGAGAGCGAACCGACCACCACCGUGACUUCUACUACCAGGAUUACCCACACUAUCACUGUUUCGCGGGUUCACCCCACUGCGUCUCUUGGGGGUGGCAAGAGCGGUAACAAUGGCGCCGGCAAUGGUAGUGGUGGCAAUGGCGAAUGUGUUCCGUCUACUGUAACUGUGGCCGAAAGGACAAUCACAAUUCCCGCAUCUACUGUUUACGUUACCAUCGGCGGUCCUGUCCCUACCGAUGCCGGUAACGGCAAGUCAACUCCCACUCCUGGUGCCGGUAACAGCAAGUCAACUCCUACUCCUGGCGCCGGUGACAGCAAGUCAACGCCUACUCCUGCUGCCGAUAAGGAUGACGAGGAUUCCGAAUGCACCAGUGACACCACUACUCUUCAGAAGACACUGACCGUUGUCCCAUACCCUACUGGCAACGGUACACACAACAGCGGCUCUCCCAAGCCCUCUGGCUCGGCUCGUCUUCGCUAA